GAACAUUUCGAUAUAAUUUUUUUUUAAUUUUGACAUAAUAUUUUUAAUCGCUAAUUAAAAAUGAAUUAUCAAUGACGAAUCUCAAUCAUUUUCAGAAUACUAUAACUCAUCACAUGUUUCACAAAAUGAGCAGUUCCAUCAAUUUUUUGACUAGCUUUAAUCAUAUUGAGUAGUAAAAUCAACUGUCCAUCCAGCUUUAAUCAUAUUGAGUGGUGCCAUCAACUGUUUAUCCAGCUUUAAUCAUAUUGAGUAGUGCCAUCAACUAUUCAUCCAGCUUUAAUCAUAUUCAGUGGUGUCAUCAACUGUUCAUCUAGUUGUCAUAUUAUUGUUGGAGAAUCUUUUCGUGUUUCUAUAACUGAAGGCUAAACUUUUUCAAUCCAUUCAUCCCACCAUUCAACCUUCUUCAUUCUCUCAACUUCAUAUUUCUCUCAACACACACAAACUUUUUUUUUCCAUCAUGAGUUCCCCCAAUAGAGAAGCUGAUGAGAGGCAGCAAUCGGAUGAUGAUGCUAGGCAAAGGGAGUAUGAGUGUUAGCUUGACCGUGAUCGUCAUCAGAUGAUGGCGAUGGCAGGAGCCUUCAUGUUCCAAGAGCAAGCAUCCUCAUCUCGACAUUGUUCACAUUCACGUAAAGUUGUGAGGCGUAACAGGGUAGAAGCAAACCAACGCUUGAUGCAGCAGUAUUUCGUUCCCAAUCCAACCUACGACGCUAGGUUCUUUAGAAGGAGAUUUCAGAUUCCCCUUUCCUUGUUCAACCGAGUCAUGAGUGUCGUUGUUCAACACGACCCCUACUUCCAGCAAGGUCGAGAUGCUGCGGGUCGCCUAUCAUUCUCCCCCGAACAAAAGCUUACUACUUCCCUCUGGAUUCUUUCAAAUGGAUGCUCAGCCGACUCCCUAGAAGAGACAUUUGAUAUGGGUGAGACCACUGUACUGCAGUGUAUGCGUAAAUUUUGUAAUGCCAUUAUCUGCAUCUAUGGUCCUGAGUACUUACGAUCACCAAAUAUGGAGGAUCUUCGCGCCUUCUUCAUCACAGCAAUCAACGUGGCUUUCCGGGUAUGAUUGGUUCAAUCGCUGCAUGCAUUGGGAGUGGAAAAAUUGUCCAAUGGCGUGGCAAGGACAAUUUACUGGAUACAAGGGGAAGCCAACAAUUGUCCUGGAAGCUGUAGCAUCACGUGACACAUGGAUUCGGCAUGCCUUCUUCGAAAGUCCCGGAUCAAACAAUGACAUAAGCACGCUUGGAAUCUCCCACUGUUCGAUGAACUCGUCAGAGGAAAUCUUCCAAAAGUAAGCUAUAUAGUAAAUGGUAAAAUUUACG
Linum trigynum is the source of this 1313-nucleotide messenger RNA. NCBI's taxonomy places the organism in Eukaryota, Viridiplantae, Streptophyta, Magnoliopsida, Malpighiales, Linaceae. The record is from the annotation of a GenBank genome assembly.